CAGAGAAAGAUAAAAGACUCCACGCACCACGCUCCCUCCGUCUAACAGUUAGCUGCGCUUCGAUGCCUUCCUUCAGCCACUAGAAAAAUAAAUUGUUUCUGACACGCAUAUUUGUCGAGGAUUCGGUCGUACAAAUUUGGAUUAGAAAACCCCAAGCAGCUGUUGUCAGAAGAAAAAAAAGAUGACUACUAGUACAGCCACUUUGCCUCUUUCUUCGGCAACGCCUGGUUCUUAUUUGAUCACUCGUUCGAAUGGAAAAUCAUCUCCGGAGUCUAAAACGACGAUUAUGACGUUGAAAUCAGCGUCGUUUCCUUCCCCUUUAACCGCCGUCAAUGUUACUAUAAUCUCACGGAGGACCAUCUCCUGCCAAGCCGUCUCCACCGCUACCGUUGACAAGGACGAGAAAAACGCGUCGGUUUCGGGAUCGGCUGCAGCCGAAGAAGAGGCUAAAAUAGGUGCGAGGGUUAGGGUGAAGGUACCGCUCAAAGUGUAUCACGUGCCACGCGUGCCGGAGAUGGAUCUGACCGGUUUGGAAGGAGUGAUUAAACAAUACGUGGGUCUCUGGAAAGGGAAACGGAUUUCAGCUAAUCUUCCUUACAAGGUGGAGUUCCAAAAGGAAAUUGAAGGCCGUGGACCUGUCAAGUUCUUUGCCCAUCUUAAAGAAGAUGAACUGGAAUUCCUUGCUUAAAAUCCUGAUUUUUAUCCGUAUGCCAGGUUUAAUGCAUAUUAACAGAAAAGAUGAUGCUGAAGAUGAUUGGUGGACUUUGACAUAUUUUUACGGCAAUGGUGAAUUAAGGAAAAGACUGUACUCGUUGAAAUCUCAAAAGUGCUUGCCUAGCUGAUAAAGAAAGAAAGACAGGACCAUACAGAAUUAGACAAGAGGGCAAAUUUGAGUUGCUUUGGGAAAUGGCCCUCAUAAUGUUGGUGAGGGUGACCAUAGGUUAAUGGUGUGAAUCGAUUAGAAUCACUUGUCUUUGAUGUCAUUGCUAUAACUUCUUCACAAAAUGAACAUAAUUAUUGGGGAAUAAUUUAGAAACUGGAUACUAAAUUCUAAUUUACCAUUUUCUUACUUGAGAAUAUUACAUGGCAUCUCUAUUUGGUUUCUUGCUGAAGUUUCUAUGUUUACUGUGCAUAUUAUAACUUGUAUUCGUGAUUCAAAUUAAAAUCUGUAAUUAUAUUUAAAUAGUUUCCUAGAACUGAGUGUUCUGAGAUACUAUCAUUACUAUUAUGCAAUGGAUGUCUUGUUAAGUCCGUUCAUCUUGUUCAAUACUUGGUAUUCCUUGUGCAGAUUUAUCUACGUAAUUUCUUUCAAACUUUAUCGCUUUGGUUAUUUUUUCAUUACAUUGGCACAUUUCUGUGGCAUUAUCAUUUAAUUUGCUAUAAAGCAUGAUUCAAAGAAAUAAAUCUUACAUAUUGCAUGUUUUCAUAUGCCUCUUCUUUCACUCUAUUUGUUAAUUUUGUAAAAACAUUUCAUUCCUGAAUUUCUAUCCAC
Messenger RNA from Durio zibethinus, 1492 nucleotides. Lineage: Eukaryota; Viridiplantae; Streptophyta; Magnoliopsida; Malvales; Malvaceae. The record is from RefSeq and is a predicted model, not a curated record.